This is a messenger RNA of Panthera uncia (snow leopard), 1648 nucleotides long. It is a transcript of the gene IL17D, whose product is annotated as interleukin 17D. The transcript has 2 exons. NCBI's taxonomy places the organism in Eukaryota, Metazoa, Chordata, Mammalia, Carnivora, Felidae. Bases 1 to 597 code for a protein of 198 amino acids. Gene Ontology annotation, molecular function: cytokine activity. Gene Ontology annotation, biological process: inflammatory response. Gene Ontology annotation, cellular component: extracellular region. The record is from RefSeq and is a predicted model, not a curated record.
AUGGCCCCUUCCAGGAGACCAGUGUGGGCAGGCUACCUGGGGCUGCAGAGCCCGGUGGCCGGAGGGGAGGCAGAUCUGGGGCCUUUGGGGACCACUGCUCUAAAGCUCAGGGCUGGAAGUUGUGGCCAGAGGCACAGAGGCUGUUUCAGGUUCUGUAACCAGUGGUCCCCGGGCUUACCGGUCCGAGGCCGAAAUCUUUUGGAGGCUGCCCUCUCUCCGCGCGUCGUGUGUUCCGUUGCCCCAGGGCACGAACUGAGCCCGCGCCCUCUUCCCUGCAGAAUUUCCUACGACCCUGCCAGGUACCCCAAGUACCUGCCCGAGGCCUACUGCCUGUGCAGGGGCUGCCUGACCGGGCUCUUCGGGGAGGAGGACCUACGUUUCCGGAGCGCCCCGGUGUACAUGCCCACCGUCAUCCUGCGGCGGACCUCGGCCUGCGCGGGCGGCCGCUGGGUGUACACCGAGGAGUACGUCACCGUGCCCGUGGGCUGCACCUGCGUCCCCGAGCAGGAGAAGGAGGCCGACGCCGUCAACUCCAGCAUGGACAAGCAGGGCGCCAGGCUAAUGCUCGGCCCCGGCGACAAGCCGGGCCGGCCCUGAGGCCCUUGCUGCCCGAGGCCCGCGUCCCCGGAGCCGCCUCCUAGGCGAGCAAGCGAGGACGCAGCGAGCAAACGGGACGCGCCUGCGCGGGACGGGCCCUCGGCCCAGCCGGCCGCCCUCCCACCCCCGCUUUCCUUCCGGGCGGAAGCAGCGGGGCGGCCAAGGCAGGCUGCCGGAAGUCACCCCGGGGACGCGACGUCAGGCCGGCGGCGGCGUGCGGCCGGGACCUGCCCAAGGUGGCUGGAGGCCGGGAGGGGAAAACGUGCGUCGGCGGCCCUCGGGCUCCGGGCCUUCCCCAGGGGGAGGGGUGACCCUGCGGAGCCAGGUGGUAGGUGGUGCUUCCGAAAGGCAAUUGCUUUAAAAAGGUGGGAUAAGUACCUUUUUAUUCCACUGCUUUCAACGGAGGAAAAGCUAUUUUUAUAGGAGUUUUGAGCAAUUAUAUUAAGAACUUUUUACGUCACGUGUAUUUUCUAACCAUUUCGUUUUCACUUGCUCUGGCAAGAUUUUUUCAGAAGCACGAUGGGAAUCUUCAGAUAAACUUUUUAGAUGGCGCGGUGGCCGUCCCCGGAUUCGGCCAGGCCCCAGUCGCUGACCACAACGGAACGGACGGGGCUAAAUGUGACCCGUUUCCGCUGAAGGUCCCCGCAGGCUGCCGCGCGGAGGACAGGGAAGCCCCGGGGCUCCGCUCGCCGCCCCCAGGCCAGGGGUUCCAGGGAUCUCAGACUUGGUUCAGGAGCAGAUUCAUACAGCUGAACAUUUGUUUUCGCUUUGAAAGUAAGUGGGGCCAAGUAAGAGGUGGAGGGAUGAGGCAAGAGGUAGAAUGUGGUGUCUCUGCCACGUGUCAAGAAUCCAAGUCUCAGUUUCAGGGCCUCAGGAACUAGCCGAAUGGGAGAAGCGGGCCAACUUACGAUUCCCGGAAGUCCGUAUUGGGGGCCUCUUUUUCCCACCCUGCGAUGUGAGCUAAAUCCAUAGUCUCUUCUGUAGGUUGAACACCAUUAUUUGUAAAAGCGAGAAUUUCUUUUGAAAUCAUUAAAGCAACGGUGGAUGAAGG